Molecule: messenger RNA, 849 nt
Organism: Lotus japonicus
Lineage: Eukaryota; Viridiplantae; Streptophyta; Magnoliopsida; Fabales; Fabaceae
Exons: 1
Coding region: 1-849 (282 amino acids)
Source: RefSeq, a predicted model, not a curated record
AUGGCUGAUACUAAUUCUACUACUGGUUCUCGCACUGGUGACACCACUAUGGUUCCCACGCCAACGACGCCGUCGUCCUCCCCUGCCAAGCCGGAUUUUCAUCCGGCCCUUACUGUCACAAAUAUCAAAAACAACAUUCCUUUCAAACUCGAGAUUGACAAGGAUCAUUAUGCUCUAUGGGCUGAAUUGUUUGAAACUCAUGCUCACGCCACUCAGGUGCUCCACCACAUCAUUCCUCAAGCUGACAUGGAGCCUCCUACGCGCACCGAUGCUUCCUAUGCCCGGUGGGCUACUCUUGACUCUACCGUCAAACAGUGGAUUUAUUCCACCAUCUCCUUUGACCUUCUCGCCACUGUCAUGGAGAAACGUUCUACUGCUAUGGCUACUUGGAAUCGUAUAGCUUCCAUGUUUGAGGACAAUCAGAACUCCCAUGCUGUCGCUCUCGACCAGGAUUUCAUCACCACUCGCAUGGAGGAUUUUCCUAAUGUUUCGGCCUACUGCCAGCGUCUGAAACAUAUCUCUGAUCAGUUGAGGAAUGUUGGUGCCCCAGUUAGAGACCAUCGUCUUGUCCUCCAGUUGGUCUCUGUUCUCACUAAGCCUUUCCGUGGUGUUGCCACCCUGAUCCGUCAGAGCAAGCCUUUGCCUCCUUUCCUCAAGGUCCGCUCCAUGCUGAUUCUAGAGGAAUCCGGUCUCGCCAAGAUGUCAGGCCCUGCUUCUCAGACUGCUUUGCACACCUCUGCUUCCCAUCCACGGGACUUUGAGGACUCUUCUCAGCAGCGCACCACCCACCGCAACAAUCAGGGACACUCCAACCACCGUUCUGGGUUAGGGCAAAAUCGUAACUAUUAG